Molecule: messenger RNA, 1341 nt
Organism: Nannizzia gypsea CBS 118893
Lineage: Eukaryota; Fungi; Ascomycota; Eurotiomycetes; Onygenales; Arthrodermataceae
Exons: 2
Coding region: 1-1341 (446 amino acids)
Source: RefSeq, a predicted model, not a curated record
AUGUCUGUUGGCCGAAAGGUGUUCCACUGUGUGGUUGAUGAAACCUGUCUUACCACAAACCUCGGAGAGAUCAAGAAGUGGACUUCGCAGGAUGCUAUUGGCCUCAUCGUGCCGUUAUACACCCUUGAGCGUCUCCAUAUAAUAAAGAAAGGUGGCUCCCAAAGUAGUAUCAACGCGUGCGAGGCCGUCCGCUUCCUCGAUCGUGUUACGUCCGGGAAACAUAACAUUUCAGCUGAGAAAGUAACCCUUCAAGGGCCUAUGGAGCAGUUUUCAACUUGGGGAGAGGCCGAGAAAUACAUUCUUCCGGAGUUCAAAGAAGAAGUUCCUGCUACUCCCGCCCAUGGCACUGUCGAAUCUACCCUCAAGGAAGAGAAGUCUACGGCUGGAGAUGCCCAGCCUAAAACUCCUAGUACCCGCGAAAUCAACGACAUAUCGCAGAUGCUUUUGAGCAAGUUGAACUUCAAAAAAGAGAAAGAACCGAGUUCUACUUCUGCCGCUUCCGCAGGGACUUCUAGCGGUCCUGCAUCACCUACGUCCGGUGGUUCUCGUGCAAGCCCUGAGUGCUCAUCCCGUCAGCUGGAAAAUAACGCAUCUUCAGGUGAAGCAGCCACUAAUAAUGACGAGGACCCUGGUGCUAGUGUGAAAUACGUCGCUCCGGCCGUCCCCAACGUCUUGAAGCCGCUGUUGAACGCUGUCCUAUGGCGGUUACAUGCUCUCCCCGCUAUAUCUACACCCCAAUCUAGUUGCAUUCUCGUUACAAAUGACAGAGAGACUCAAAUUUGGGCCCAGAAGUUCGGUAUCAUUGUGAAGAAUAUUGCCCAACUUCGCACAUCCAUCAUCUACGAGGAAAAAGAAUUCAAAAAUCACUGCAAAUAUUUGGAAAAGAACCAGAACCAGAACCAGAUUCAAACUCCGGCUGAGCCAAAACCCUUAUUAUCCUACGAGGAUGAAAGCGAUGAGGACGUCUUAGUUUUUGUGCCACGAAAGCAAGGCAAAGUUGGCCCCCAGACACCAGCGCGGACUCCUGUUAAGAAUACGCCAGGACGCGGUAAUAAAACUGUUGGCAACAAUCCUGUCGGUACUGGAAGACCUCGAGCUUCUUCAACUGCUGCUGAAACUCCACUUGAGAUUCCCUCAGCUCCAAUUGAUCCAGACUCGUUUAGCCGCAGCAUCGGAAUGACCAAGCAAAACGUUUCUCCCAAUGGUAACCCCUCUCCAACACCUGCAAACCGUGGCACAUCUAACGCGAACCCCCGACCAAAUGGAAAUCGCCGUGGUGGAGCUCGAGGUGGAGGUUUUAGGGGAGCUGCUCGUGGGCGUGGAAAGCUCUGGGUUCCGUGA